Messenger RNA from Lathyrus sativus (Indian pea), 2235 nucleotides. Lineage: Eukaryota; Viridiplantae; Streptophyta; Magnoliopsida; Fabales; Fabaceae. The record is from the annotation of a GenBank genome assembly.
AUGGCCAGAAUUAGAACCUAUAACAACGUAGUUCUUCUGUACUCUAACCUUAUGAUCUUCUUCAUUCCUCUUGUCAUCUCCCUCAGAAACCUCACUCCAGACAAAUCCAUCCACUACAACGACUACCUAGUUUCCGAAACCGGAAAAUUCGAAGCCGGGUUCUCCAACAUAGAGAAUUCACAAAACAUAUACUUUUGUACAUGGUACAAGAAUCUAAACCCAAGAACAAUUGUUUGGGUGGCCAAUAGAGAUACACCACUGCAAAACUCAACAGGAAAAUUCAAACUCAAACUCACUGAUACAGGAAAUCCAGUCAUAGUUGAUGGCUCGGAGAACACAAUUUGGAUCUCUAAUGCAUCAACAGUUGUAGAGAAUCCUUUUUUAUUGCUCUUGGACACCGGAAACAUCGUCGUACGAAACGGAAGUGUUAAUGAGGUUUGGUGGCAAAGCUUUGAUUAUCCUGGUGACACUUUACUACCUGGGAUGAUACUUCGAACGGAUAGAAUCAAUGGAGCGCAUAACUCUUUGACUUCAUGGAAAAACUCAGGUGACCCUGCAAGAGGUGAGUUCUCGUAUUAUAUAGAUUCUAAUGGUUUUCCGCAACUUUUUAUUUCGAAGGGAACGGUAUUAGUUUAUAGACUAGGGUCAUGGAAUGGUUUUUUCUUCAGUGGGAUUCCUUGGGAAACACUCUAUAGUUAUUUCAAUUUUUCUUUUGAGUUAACUGAGAAACAAGUUCGAUUUAAAUAUGAACUGUUAAACGACACGAUUGUUUCGCGAUACCUUAUCACUCCGACCGGCUUCGUGCAACGUUACAUUUGGUUAUAUCAGACAGAAACUUGGCAACUUUUCCUUGCUGGUCCUGCGGACCAGUGUGAUAAUUACAACAUCUGUGGUGUAAAUUCUAACUGUAACGCGGGGAACACGGAGAUAUGCAAAUGUCUCAUUGGUUUCGCACCUAAAUCAUCGAAUGAUACUGAAGGGUGUAUUAGGAAGGUGAAGUUGGAUUGUGAUGAUAGAGACGAAUUUGAUAAGUAUACAAAUAUGAAGUUGCCAGACACGUCUUCGUCAUGGUUUGAUGAGAAAAUGAAUCUUGUGGAAUGUGAGAAACAAUGUCGGAAAAACUGUACCUGCGUCGCUUAUGCAAGUUUAGAUAUUAAAAAUGGUGAAAGUGGAUGCAUCAUUUGGUUCAAUAACAUCAUUGACAUGAGGACAGGAAGCUCUUCUGGGCAAGAGAUUUACAUAAGAGUGGCUGCUUCAGAAUUAGGUAGGGACCCAACAAUAAACCAUGAAGAUAACAUGAAUCAUGAGAAAGAAAGUAUUGACAUAUCGACUUUUGAUUUUUCUACCAUAGCUAAUGCCACUGACAACUUCUCCCCUAUUAACAAACUAGGAGAAGGUGGAUAUGGGCCUGUUUACAAGGGUGUACUAGCAAAUGGUAGAGAGAUUGCCGUCAAGCGACUUUCGAUUAAAUCUGUACAAGGACCACAGGAAUUUCAAAAUGAAGUUAUAUUGAUUGCAAAUCUUCAGCAUAGGAAUCUUGUGAAACUCAUUGAUCAAACUAGAAGUAAAGUAUUGGAUUGGAACACACGUUUUAAUAUUAUAAGCGGAAUUGCACGAGGACUUCUGUAUCUUCACCAAGAUUCUAGAAUAAGGAUCAUCCAUCGAGAUCUAAAAACCAGUAAUAUUCUUCUUGAUAAUGAUAUGAACCCAAAAAUAUCAGACUUUGGACUUGCUAGAGCUUUUGGCGGAGAUCAUGAUGAGGCCAACACAGUAAGAGUAGUCGGAACUCAUGGUUACAUGCCUCCGGAGUAUGCUGUAUAUGGAUCUUUUUCAGUGAAGUCUGAUGUCUUCAGUUUCGGUGUUAUUGUUCUAGAAAUCGUCAGUGGGAGGAAGAGCCGCGAAUUUUUCAACCCAGAACAUAAUCUUAACCUUAUUGGAUAUGCUUGGAGACUUUGGAGUGAGGAUAAACAAUUGGAGUUGAUAGACGAGUCUCUUAAAGGUUCAAUUAUAAUGGAUGAGGCAUUAAAAUAUAUUCACAUUGGGUUGUUAUGUGUGCAAGAUAGAGCAGAUGAUAGGCCUGAAAUGUCAUCUGUUGUUCUAAUGAUGAAUGGGGAGAGAUCAUUACCUAAUCCAAGGCAGCCCGGGUUUUAUCCGCACGAAGUUGUGUCUUACUCAAGCAAACAAGAAUUGUCAUCCACAAAUGAAAUUUCGAUUUCACUGUUACACCCAAGAUAA